Molecule: messenger RNA, 2207 nt
Organism: Hyla sarda
Lineage: Eukaryota; Metazoa; Chordata; Amphibia; Anura; Hylidae
Gene: NEU3
Product: neuraminidase 3
Exons: 3
Coding region: 495-1688 (397 amino acids)
Biological process (GO): oligosaccharide catabolic process; ganglioside catabolic process
Cellular component (GO): lysosome; cytoplasm; membrane
Molecular function (GO): exo-alpha-sialidase activity
Source: RefSeq, a predicted model, not a curated record
GCUCAUCUCUAGUUGUCACAUCGCUGAAAAUAUUGUAAGAAUUAUAGUGAUAAACUGUCAGCCAUAUCUGAUCUGAUCUAUGGCGGUGCUUUUCAACCAGGGCGCCUCCAGCUGUUGCACAACUACAACUCCCAGCAUGUCAGGACAGCCAUUGGCGACCAUUGAUCUCUGUAAAGGAAUUCUCUGCUCUUCCUGCUGUGGACACCAGAUGGCGCUGCAGGGACACUGACUGACAAGCGACAACUGCCGCCUCCUAUAUAUAAUCUGCUCGGGUCACCUGACAGUUAGAAGCUUCUCAUCACUAGAGGCGCAGCUAUUAUGUCUAUUAUAUUGUGGCCGCCAUGUUGGCUGUGUCUGAACAUGAGUUAAACUAAGCGUUUGGUCUCCGCAAAGAUGGCCGCCGGCUGCUGUUUUGGGGACACUUGCGAUCAGGUUUUUAUCUUGGGUCUAUAUAUCCUGACAGGCUACGGAGAAGGAGUCUCAGGUUGCGGACAAUGUCGGGGGCCCCCUCUCCAGACGCGGUGACCCUGUUCCAGCAGGAGCCCGGCGGUGUCACCUAUCGUAUCCCGGCUCUGCUGUACGUCCCACAGCCUCGCAUCUUCUUGGCCUUCGCCGAAAAGCGAUCUUCUCCCAAUGACCAGGACGCCAUGUAUCUCGUGAUGAGGAGAGGAGCGGUGGGGCCCGGCGGGGUGCAGUGGGAACCCACCAUAGCGGUGAGACAUGCCAAGCUACCGGGCCACCGGACCAUGAACCCCUGCCCCCUCUACGAUCCCGUCACCGACACCGUCCUCCUCUUCUUCAUCUGUGUCAAAACGGACUGCUCCGAAAUGUGGCAAAUCCUAACCGGCAGAAACGCCGUCCGCAUCUGCUACAUCACCAGCCGCGAUCACGGCAUGUCGUGGGGUCGACUGGAAGACGUGACGGAGGAGGUGCUGGGCCCGGACCUCCGCAACUGCGCCACCUUGGCCGUGGGCCCGGGUCACGGGGUGUACUACUCGCCCUCGGGGUGGCUGGUCGUACCGGCAUACCUGUAUUACGUCCACUCCCGUAUUUGCGGUGUGCCCGUCCCGUGGAAGACCAAGCCUCAUUCUUUUUUCUUCUACAGCGACGACCACGGCGAGAGCUGGCACAUGGGCAGCGGGCUAUGGAGGCAGGAGACCGGCGAGUGCGAGGUAGCCCCGGUGGUGUGUAGCAAUGGCUCCGACCUCCUGUACUGCAGCGCCAGAACCGGCCACCAUUACCGGGUGGAGGCCACCAGCAGCUCCCACUCCAUAGAGUUCGAUGAUGCCCACUACAAUAAAAGCCUAUGCGAGCCGCCCCAUGGAUGCCAAGGAAGUGUGGUGAGCUACCAGCCCAUGGCGGUCCACCAAGAAGAAGACGCGGGACGUGAGUCCGAGAUGUUGUGCCUUGAGGGAAGGGCCCCGUCUUGGCUCCUCUACUCCCACCCGACCAGCAGCCACAAACGCCUGGACUUGGGAAUCUACUUAAAUAAAUCUCCUCUUGUGCCGUCCAACUGGUCCCUGCCGUGGGUCAUCAACCAAGGCCCCAGUGGGUACUCGGACUUGGCGGUGUGCCAGGACACUCACACCUUUGCCUGUUUGUUCGAAUGCGGAAAAGACACCACCGAGAAGAUCGCCUUCCGGAGGUUCACGGUGGAGGAGCUUCUGAUCAAUUCCUCCAAACCCUAAAAAAAUUUGAAAAAGCAAACAAACGGACAUAGAGCGCCCACUUUGUGAAUUCCUCCAGACGCUGAAGCCUACGAAAGUUGUGAACAUCACUCAUCAAACGUGGGUUUGGAUCAACACACAUGAAUGUAGUAUUAUACAGAUUGAUCCACUCACAGCUGCUGCUUCUCCUCCCAAAAACUAUUCAAAAAUCAACUCUCCACCUUCUAGAUACGAGAAAGACGCUGACAGGAUCCGAUAAAGUUAAACAGAUAAAUAAAAAUGUAUUCGCUUAAAAAUGUAAAAAAAAAAUGCAACACGUUUCCGAACCGCACUGACUCCUUCUUCAGGUGCCAUGUUUCGAAGAAAAAAAAAACAUGAUACAAAGAUACAAAUACCCUCAUAUCACCGGGAGAUGAUUAUAUCUAAUAAUACCACACCCAGAAAAUUAUUAUAUCAAUACGGAAAAAAAAAUAUUAAUAUAUAUCAAUUCAUAAUUUAUUUAUUUAUUUUAAUUUUAUUUAUAUCAGUAUUACAUUUUAU